AUGGCGGCCGAAGAUCAAGAAGAUCCUCUUAUCAAGGCAUUGCCUCCUGCCAGUGACUAUCUGACUUAUUUGACUAUUCUUGAAUAUCAAUUAACGCCUGUUCGCCUGCCAAUACUUCACCGUGUUCUUCAAGAUGAGACCCUGACUACUAAUAUUGGCUGGGAUCUUGUACAGCUACUCCUGCCCCUGUUGCCGGCUUCUGAGGAUUGUUUGCAGGAUAUUGCACGGCUUGGGAAUCCUCGAGAAGUUAUUCUAAGGGUUUCAGAUGCCCUGAUGACUUUGCAACCGUCAUUAGACGAAGAAGAAAACGAAGCCACAGUAUCUGAUGAAGACUACCCUCAACUAGACACCUCAUCGGAUUCCGCGGAGAAGCCGGUUCCGCUGCAUAUUUUACAAUUCAACAGUCUUGUUUCCAUGCUUACUGUGCUCCAUGCCAGGAUCAAAACCAAAUAUCCUAGUCGCUUCAUUGCUACAUCGCUCCACGCCGCCCUUGAAGCAUAUACAGAAUACCCUACACUUGAAACCACUACAGCGAUAGUGGAAUUUUUAAGAGACAUAUCCGGGAAUAAAAGGCCUGCCCUUCCGCCCCGAAAUGCAAGUGAGCAGCUUAUUCAACGUACAACUGGUGCACAGGCUCCAGAUCCGGAGGCCGAGGAUGAAGCGCACCCGGAAAACUCCACCGCCCAAGAGACCGCCUUAAUCCAGAAACUCGUCCAGUUUGGACUUAUGGAAGCUCUCAAAAUUUUUCUUCUCCAUUGCACCGGUAAGGCGCCUCCCGGGAUGCAAUGGACCAUUCGGGUUCAAGAGAAGUUAGACAAGGAUUCUGCUCCAUCACCAUUUGACCUAGGGGACUACUUUAGUCGAAUUGAGCAUGCAAAAGAAAGAGAUACUACAGUUGGAAAGAUAUUGGCAUUAUCCAGGGAUUUCGGACUUGAAUCGAAAGAUUUACUGCAAGUAGCAUUAAACCGUGGUGACAGCGAUGCAUCACCUCUAGAUUUUGAAAAUCUACCCAAGUCUGCAGCAGAAAUUCCUUUAGAACCCCAUGGAUGUCUUAUUAUGCUCGCCGCACGCUAUUCCACUGCUGUGCUUUUCGACUCUACACAGCCAGAAACAAAUACCUCCGUCUAUAGAAACAUCCCAAACAUUUUUGAAAAUUUCCUAAGAUCGAACGAGAAAGAAAGCAUCAAAGACGUUGCAGCAGAAGCCCCAAUUCCACUCCUUGAUUCUCUUCUGGUGCUUGCUCUGAUAUCUAUUCACCGUGAACCGAACUCUAUGGUGCGAGAUGAAUAUUCAUUUAAGCAAUUACUGCUUACCAUAGUUGCGUGUGUCAGAGUCCCCAGCAUGCGACGAUUAAGCCGCGUUGAAAGAGUGCCUUUGGCCUUGUUCCAUACUUACCCGAAUGCCCAGACUAAAUACGACCUCAUUUUUUCUAUAUUCAGUGACGAUGAGCUUCAAUAUGCCAGGGAACCAGCGAUAAGUUGGCUCAAACAGGAACUGCUUAACACAACACAAGAUAUCGUAGAGUCAGUCAUACCUAAUCCAUUUAUGAAGUCCGACUCAUUUUCUACCCUUUUCCGAGCCAUCUACAAACCUCUUCCCAGCAGCUAUUCAUCCCUAUCCUCCCUAUCCACUUCAGCUUUAUUUGCCGAAGUGAUCAAUUUUACCCAACAUGAUUCUACUCUUUAUAUCUCUGCGCUUAACUUUUAUUAUCUGCUCUGCAAAUCAGACGUCUUAAGACAGGGCUUGAAACUCCAGGAGCUGAAUGCUGGAUUCAGAAGAGACUAUUUGAAUCCGAUGAAAGCGUUUGCUCAGAGUCUCACCAAGGAUCCUACGAUUGGUGAGAGAGUUGAAAAGGAGUUUGAUGAAGGAUUGGCACAUAUGUCGAAGUCGGUGGCAGAUGUUGUGUUGCAUGUUAUCGGGGAAAUUGAGAUAGUGGAAUGGGAGGAUUCAACACACUCAGCAUAG
Molecule: messenger RNA, 1965 nt
Organism: Ophidiomyces ophidiicola
Lineage: Eukaryota; Fungi; Ascomycota; Eurotiomycetes; Onygenales; Onygenaceae
Gene: YBP1
Product: YAP1-binding protein 1
Exons: 2
Coding region: 1-1965 (654 amino acids)
Biological process (GO): cellular response to oxidative stress
Cellular component (GO): cytoplasm
Source: RefSeq, a predicted model, not a curated record